Daldinia decipiens is the source of this 1074-nucleotide messenger RNA. RefSeq lists its product as uncharacterized. NCBI's taxonomy places the organism in Eukaryota, Fungi, Ascomycota, Sordariomycetes, Xylariales, Hypoxylaceae. The transcript is spliced from 4 exons. Bases 1 to 1074 code for a protein of 357 amino acids. The record is from RefSeq and is a predicted model, not a curated record.
AUGGCAGCAGAGAAAGACAGCCUCGAGAUCAGCCAACUUCCACCGGCGGCAGUACCGGGACCGGGACCGGGACUAGACCACUCGCACGAUGUGCAGAACAGCAAGCUAGAACCUCACCCGGACUCCAUCGAUCCGGUCAUGCCUGGUAGAUCGGUUCUCCUUCGACACCAGCGCGUGCUACUCGCGCCUGUGACUCCAGCCCCAGCUACGAUCGCUGCAACUCAGUCGAGCGAGAAGAGUCAGGCGAAUGGACGCUCACCCGCGGGAAGCAGGAUGUCGUUGAAGAUGGAGCACAUAAGAGACGUAUGGGCUGAUCUAAAGCGCAGAGUCACUCCGCAGCAGUACCCCCGCGCGUGGCUCCUCUUCGUGGCCAUUAUUACUAUCGCGGCCGGCGUUAUCAUCGUGGUUCUGCGUGUAGCUGGAUGGUGCGGUAUCGCCGUCGAGACGAUGCACCACCUGGAGUUGGUGAACGGGGCGAUGGCUACUACGAUUGUACUACCUGCGCCUCCGAACCUGGAGGUUGCUAAAGGGGCUGCUGUCACGAGCACGGGAAAGGAGGGCGAUCUGUUGAGUCGUAAGCCUACGGGGUUCAAUGCGGAGAUGUUGGUGGGAGCUGUGACUUCGGGGACAGGCGGUCGAGACGUCGUAUCGGAUCUUUCUACAGGUUCAACCCCUAUUUACGAGCUUACGGCGAAGACUGCUGUGGCGAGGGAUCAGACCACCACGGUCUACGUCACUGUCACAGCCCCCCCUGAGUCGACUUCUACCACUUCGAGCGAGGGUACGGGCACGGGUACAAGCGCAAGUUCAAUUCUGAGCCACGGUACAGCUCCGGCAGCUUCCAUGACCACAGCACCUAUAACCGCAUCACCGACAACGACUACGUCUACGAGCACAGAGGAACCCCACAUCUACUGCCCCGAUCCCGAGCGCCCCCUAAUCUGGGCGCCCUGCAUCGAUCACCCGACUUCAGAUGCGUCCCGCGGAGUAGCGAACCCCUUUCUAACUGCAUGCCGUGUUCUGGCGGCCUUGUGGAAGACGGCUACGGGUUAUAGAAGUAAGAAAUCGGUGUGA